AUGAUUCGAAUUCUCGCAUUUUUAGCCUUGCUUCCGGCGGUUUUAACAGACGGCGAGUGCCCCUAUCGUAACACUUUUUAUCCAGAAACUGCAAUUUGUUAUCAUUUAUCUGAUGAUUUCUAUGAUUUUGAUGGAGCUGUUUCCUAUUGUCAGGCCAUUGGUGGAAAAUUAGUUUCUUUGAUUCAAGAAGAAAGAGCUGGAAUUUUUUGCUAGUGAGUGGGACGAGAUUUUCAGUUUUUUCUUCAGUUUUUUGCAGAUUUAACCUCUCAGUUAAUGGUUCAACCAUGUAUAGCGUCAAAGCGAAAUACAACAACUGGAAUAUUUUAUUGUGAGCCAACAACAACCAACGGUGAUUGUGUCCCAUUCAAAGGCGUUGGCUCAAAUAUUGGGCUCCAAACUACACAAUGUUAUCAGCAGCAAUAUGCAUUUUGUAAAAUAGUUCCAAAAUUGUGUAAUGGAGGAAUACAAAAUGGAACUUUCGGAUCAAUUCAAUCACCACAGUAUCCGAAUCAAUACUACAACAAACUAAUGUGCUUGUAUUAUAUUUAUCCACCCGAGGGAUUCUCAGUGAAUAUUUAUUUUUCAAAAAUCAAAACGGAAAAAAAUUAUGAUUUCGUGGAAAUUUACGAGAAGAACAGCACAUUGUAUCCUGAUCGAAUUGUUGGACUAUCUGGUAACAUCAGUGAUUACACAUAUCGUUCAAACGGAAGCUUCCUUCUAAUUGUCUUCCGUACAAACUAUGUAAUCACUGAUACUGGAUUUUAUGCAUGGAAUGUUGAACGAGUUCAGCCUCCAAUUAUAUCAAAUACGACUACAAGUGGAGAACUAACAUCACCGAAUUACCCAAAUAAUUAUGACACAUCUGACAAACAGCUUUACUACAUUCAAGUUGCUCAAGGAGCACAGAUCAACGUGACCAUCACUGAUUUCCUGACUCAACAGACUUUUGAUUAUUUGGAAAUAUUCGAUAGCUUUAAUCAAACAAUUACAAAGCCUGUAUCAAGACUCUCCGGUAAUUUAGUUGUUGCUCCAUGGAACUGGCUAAGUGAUUCUAAUGAAGUUUCAUUUAAAUUUGUGUCAGAUGGGAGAUAUCAAUAUAAAGGAUGGCAUUUGAUAUGGAACAUGGUUGAUCGGAAAUAA
Messenger RNA from Caenorhabditis elegans, 1140 nucleotides. Lineage: Eukaryota; Metazoa; Nematoda; Chromadorea; Rhabditida; Rhabditidae. The record is from the annotation of a RefSeq genome assembly.